Molecule: messenger RNA, 3481 nt
Organism: Drosophila virilis
Lineage: Eukaryota; Metazoa; Arthropoda; Insecta; Diptera; Drosophilidae
Gene: NPFR
Product: Neuropeptide F receptor
Biological process (GO): G protein-coupled receptor signaling pathway
Cellular component (GO): plasma membrane; neuron projection
Molecular function (GO): neuropeptide binding; neuropeptide Y receptor activity
Source: RefSeq, a predicted model, not a curated record
AAAUGCUGAAUAUUCAUAAAAUGUUUUGAUGCGGCGAACUAUGUUCGCAGUUGGAAAAUCAUUUUGCAAAUUAAAAGGUAACAACAGAAAAUGUGUGGAAAAUGUUUUUCUUGUUUGUUUUUACGUGCGUCGCCAUUAAAAACGUUGAAGGCGUGAAAUUUUCAUAGAAUCCCCCUCAACUGGUACGCGAAUAUUGGCUAAUAGCGUGCCGGACGCCACACUUCCAAAUUGUGAAUUUGAAUUGUGAAUACGGUCUGUGUAUUCGAAUCUCUGUAUUCGUUCUGCCCAAGUGCCAAGUGCCAAGUGCCAAGUGUGUAAUCAAAUUUGGAAUCUGGCGUAAUGCGAGGCGACGUGUGCGGCAGACAAACCUCAUCAUUACGAUUCAAACUAUCUGUUCGCUUUGGGAAAAUAGUGGAAAGUGCACAACAUAAUAAAAAUAAUAAAAUACAAGAAAAUAAAUCUCAAAAGGAAGUUGUAACUCAAGCGGAAUAAAAUUUGAGUGCCGGAAUUUGUGCAGAAUGCUAAGUUUCGCCGAAUAAAGGAAAAAUAAAGUUUGAACUAAAAUAUUGUGUGACAAGGAUUAAGGAAAAAAGGCAUAAGGACUCUGCUGCAGCAUCAACAACAACAACAACAACAGCAACAACAACUUCAUAUAAGUAAAGUCCCAUGAGUGCAUUUCAUGCUGCACGUUGAAUGAAUGAACAGCAAGUGCUAUAACUACAGAGACAGUUACAGAUACUUAGUUAUAGCUACUAACAAGGGAAAACAAGAGAACAAUAAGUGCGACACAUAGCUGGAGGCAAAGGGGCCACAUAAUCAGGGUCGAGACAUGUUUUAUUUCUCAACAGAUAAUCGCCAUGAAUCGCACUGAAUUUGGAACAUUGCCGCAAUUCGAAAGCUCAGCGGAGAUAUUUAAAGCGAUUGCGAGAAACAGCAAUUUUGAUCUGAUUGGGGAACGCCGGCACUUGGCAAAUUUUCCCUCGCUACACACAGGCGAUGUCAGCAGCAGCAGCAGCAGCAGCAUCAGCAACAGCAUCAGCAACAACAUCAACAACAGCAGCAACAGCAAUAGCAGCAGCAACAACAUUAGCCACAGCAACAUGACAAUUUUGCUAUUGAACAGCACAAACAACGAGAGCAACUUUAUGCCCGCGGACAUGGAUCCGGUGCUGAUGGAUCAGUAUCUGCAUAACCGUGCCAUCGAGAGUCCCUGGUACCAUCUGCUAAUCGCCAUGUACAGCGUGCUGAUUGUGUUCGGAGCCAUGGGCAACAUAAUGGUGGUCAUUGCUGUGGUGCGUAAACCAAUCAUGCGCACCGCCCGCAACCUCUUCAUCCUCAAUCUGGCCAUAUCGGACCUGCUCUUGUGCCUAGUUACCAUGCCGUUAACACUAAUGGAAAUCCUUUCAAAAUUCUGGCCAUACGGCUCCUGCGCCGUCCUGUGCAAAACGAUUGCCACGCUGCAGGCGCUCAGCAUAUUCGUAUCGACCAUAUCCAUAACAGCCAUCGCCUUCGACAGAUAUCAGGUGAUUGUCUAUCCCACGCGGGACAGCCUGCAGUUUGUGGGAGCCGUCGCCAUUCUAGCAGGAAUAUGGAUACUAGCCCUGACACUAGCCUCGCCCCUGUUCAUCUACAAGCAGCUGAUCAGCAUGGACAUGCCACCAGUGCUGCAAAGGCUGGGUGUGCCGCACAGGAUAUCGUACUGCAUCGAGGACUGGCCGCUGAGCGAUGGCCGUUUCUACUACUCGAUCUUUUCGCUGUGCGUACAGUAUCUGGUGCCCAUACUGAUCGUGUCGGUGGCCUACUUUGGCAUCUACAACAAGCUGAAAAGCCGGAUUACUGUGGUCACGGUGCAGAGCUCGUCGCAGCGAAAAGUGGAGCGGGGCAGACGCAUGAAGCGCACGAAUCGGCUGUUAAUUAGCAUUGCGAUCAUCUUUGGGGUCUCGUGGCUGCCACUGAACUUUUUCAAUUUGUAUGCGGAUCUGCAGCAUCCAUCGGCCGUGACGCAGAGAAUGCUUGUGGCAUAUGCCAUUUGCCACAUGAUUGGCAUGAGCUCGGCCUGCUCGAAUCCGCUGUUGUAUGGAUGGCUCAACGAUAACUUCCGUAAAGAAUUUCAAGAACUCUUGUGUCGUUCCACUGAAUCCACUAAUGUUGCUCUCCAUGGUCACACGACAGGCAGCAACAUGCAGGCAGCGGCAGCGCGUCGACGUCGCAAACACGAGCUCCAGCUCCUGGGCAACAGCGUCCAACGUGGCGCCUCCGAUGGUGAUUGCCUCGGCGGCAUGAGCAUUGCGGCCACCGAAUUUAACACAAGACACACGGUUAAUGGAACGCGCAGCGCCGUCACGGAAUCUGUUGCCCUCACCGAGAGCCCCAUGCCCUCAGAGAUGACCACGCUGGUGCCGCGUUAAAGCCAAUUACCAGAACCCAAUCACACUUAACCUCUGUCUAAAACACCCCACCCGUCUCUAUCUCAGUGUUGUCCAUACAUAUACGGUUUAUAUAUAUCUCUCUAUAUGUAUAUUAAUGAAGAAGAUUACAAGAUUUUGCUGCCCACGCCGGGACUAAGUAAAUUUGCAUGCAAGACAUCCAAAAAUUGCCAUUUAAUGCCAAAAGCAGCUGCAUGCAUUUGUAGCAUUAUUUUCAUUUAUUAAGUCGAAAGUAAGCAAAAGUUCAUUCGAUGUGGUUUUUUGGAGAGUCCAUUUGGCAUUUUGCACACACAAAAGUAUUUCAAUAUUUGUGCACUAUUACAGUUUGCAACAAUACUAGAUUGCCAAUUUGCAUUGCAUUCCCAAUCCCCCUCCCCCUAGGCACAAUGCCAGCUGAACUCUUGAACUCUCUAUGCAUCGGAGUCAAGGAGCGGCUGCAAUUAAAUACAAAACAUAAAACAUGAAAAUUGAUUUUUUUUAUUUAAAAUUAACAUAUAGUUAAGAAAUAACGAAUAUGUGUUGACUGAUUGAAAGCAAAGCUGAGUUAUAUUUAAGUCUAGGCGGGAUAGUUAUGAGCUACAGCCAGAUGUAUCUAAACAUAAUGUAUCUACUAUAACAAUUAUGAUUACAAUUACAAUUACGAUUCAUUCAUAUAUACACAUACGCUUGGCUUAAGUUUCAUCAAAUACUGUGAUUUAAUUGAAUGAGCCCUUCAAUUAAAUUUCGGGUAAUUGAUACACACACAACUCUUCAGUUAUAAGUAUUAGUAGAUCCAUAUACAUAUAUACAUUUAUUUAAGUAAAUGUUCCACUUUGUUCCUAUUAACGCUUCUUAACUUUAAGGCUUUGUAAGUAUUUCGCUAAUGAACCUAUUUCCAUAUUAUCAACAUAAAUACCUAAACUUAAGCAUACAAUAUUGAUUUAUGUAACAUAAAAUGUGUCCAUAGUUCUAAUUACGUGUCUAUUAAUAACAAUCUCAGCUAAGCUCUACGAUAAUAAGUACCGAUGUUUGCUAUAAAGCAACCGUAAAUAAACUUAUAACCGUAUAUAAACUUA